CGCCGCACGACGCCUUGAGCUCACCACGCGCGGCCUCACUCGCUAUCCCGCCGUGAGUCGUCAGCCAAUCAAAUCAGGACCGAUGACCCUCGCUCACUGCUCACUACAUUGCCAAUACCGCGCCCUGUAAAUGUAGCGAAAACAACAUGCCGGCACGGGCGGCAGGUGCAAGCUGGGUCAUCCGAGUGCUCGCGCCCGUUUGCCUCGGACCCACUCGCCCACUCGCGGCGGCAAAAAAGUGAGAUUGGUGCGCACCUCGCUCGCCCUCUUGCCGCCUCUGCCUAGCCCUGCAUGGCCCAGACGCCGAAGCGAAGGAGAAGAACACACACAAAACUACGCGCGGGAGGGCGGCGAGAGAAGUCCACUUUCUAACCCACCUCCUCAUCUUACCUCGAUCAUCUCGUCACCACGUUCCUUUCGCAAUGGCCUCUGGCUCUUCCUCCUCAUCGUCAUCAUCAGCGUCACCCUCGUCGCGCCGCCGCCACUUCAUCAUCGUAGGCAGCGGCGUUUACGGCGCAUCUACGGCCCUCACCCUCGUCCGCCUAGGACAUCGCGUAACGGUCCUCGAGCGCUCCCGCGACGGGUACGCCGCUCACGACUCGGCAUCCAACGACUACAACAAGAUCAUUCGCUCCGACUACUCUAACCCUCACUAUCGCCAUCUUGCCGAGCUGGCCAUCCAGGAAUGGAGGGAUAGCCCCUUGCUGUCUCGCUACUACCAUGAGACGGGGUUCGUCCUUGCCAGUCGAUUCAAUCAGGAGGAAGGGAGGAAGUACGUGGAUAGCUGCCUUUCGCGCGAGCAGCUUGCGGGAAGCCAGCGUAGGCCAUACGAGAUCAAGGGGCAGGAAGGGAUCGCCCGAGCUUUCCCUUCUGCCAGCCAUGCGCAUCUGGGAACGACGAUCAAGGGGCUAGGCGAGACGGCGUUGGGCUAUGCGAAUCCGCUGGGAGGGUGGGCAGAGGCUGCCAAUGCGACAAACGCCGUACUGGACGAGGCGGUGCGACUAGGCGCGGACGUAUUCGGCGGGAUCGAAAUGGCGGGUCUGAUCCUCGAAAAGGACUCAACAGGUCGACCAUGCGCGAAAGGCGUGACCACAUCAGACGGACAAAGCUUCGAGGCAGAUACGGUCAUUCUAGCCCCCGGCUCGUGGCUUUCUUCCCUCCUCAAGACCUGCCUCCCUCACGACCAGAUGUGGCACUCCCUCCCUCACGGCCCGCUGCGCCCCUCCGGCCAGGUAGUCAUGACACUUCAGUUGGACAGCGCCUCUCGCGCCCGCUACGCCAACGCGCCCGUGGUCCUCGACUACUCGACGGGCUUCUACGUAUUCCCACCCAACGCAGACGGCAUAGUGAAAUGUGCAAUCCACGGUCCAGGGUUCCGUUUCCCCGCUCCAGGCGCUUACUCCCCCACGAUGCCCACCUACGGGAGUAGCGGCGGCGCCGCAUCAAUUGCUCCUGGCUCGCUCCUGAGCAUAGGUUCCGAGUGGCGCGGUCAGCUUCAGCCCCUCGAGCACAUCCCCGAGGACACGGAAACGUUGCUUCGCUCCCUCCUUCACGACAUCUAUCCCGAGCUGGCCACGAUCCCCAACAGCGAGCGACGUGUGUGCUGGUACGCGGACUCUUCCUCCCUCGAUGAGAAUUGGCUCCUCGACUGGCAUCCGCGUGUGGGGAACCUCUUCCUCGCUGGCGCAGGGUCAGGGCAUGGCUUCAAGUUCUUGCCGUGCAUGGGGGACAUUGUGGCGGAGAGGAUGGGGCUGGCCCAGCCUUCCAAGUGGACUUCGGAGGAGAAUCCCUGGAAGCAGCAUCAGGAGCGCGUAUGGACGUUGCAAUAUCGCGAGGAGGUGGCGCAGAAGGGUAAGGCGAAGGAGGUGAGGGCGCGACUGUAAAUGGGCGAGAGGGCGGCGAGCAGAUCAGUACCGCACGCACGUAUAGAGGUGACGCUUUGUUGUAUUUAGAGUGCUUGAAGAUUAGAAGAGAUAGACUGACGUUG
Messenger RNA from Jaminaea rosea, 1987 nucleotides. Its product is annotated as FAD dependent oxidoreductase. Lineage: Eukaryota; Fungi; Basidiomycota; Exobasidiomycetes; Microstromatales. The coding region runs from base 423 to 1883 and encodes 486 amino acids. The transcript has a single exon. The record is from RefSeq and is a predicted model, not a curated record. Gene Ontology annotation, molecular function: flavin adenine dinucleotide binding; sarcosine oxidase activity; proline dehydrogenase activity.